CUGCCUCUCUCCCUCUGCAGAUGAGGAGCCACCAGCGCCACCUCCUGCCUGCGCCACCUGUUGGAGGAACUUAGCUGGUUUCUGGCUGCUCGGCCUCUGCAAUAACUUUGCCUACGUGGUGAUGCUGAGCGCAGCCCAUGACAUCCUGAGCCACCAGGGGGCAAUGGACAUCAACGGGACCACCCAGACUCCCCCGGUGACACCACCCAGCAGGAACUCGUCCAACACCUCCCGCUAUGACUGCAACCCCAUCUCCACUGGGGUAAGUGCUGUGCUCUUGGCUGACAUCCUGCUACCCUGCUCAUCAAAAAUCAGCGCAACCGUCUACAGGUCCAUCCAACAGUGCGCAUGCCAGGGUGGCUGUGGGUGGUCCGGGUUCACGGAGUUCCGCCUGGGAUGCUCUGAACUGCUCCCCACACGCGCCACACGGCAAAACCAGGCAGAAUUGGGAGACCGGGUAGUCCUGGCCAGCGUCUCGUCAGGGCUGGGGGAGAUCAGCUUCCUGGCGCUCACGGCUUUCUACCCCAGUGAGGUAGUGUCGUGCUGGUCGUCAGGCACGGGGGGCGCCGGCCUGCUGGGGGCGCUGUCGUACCUGGGGCUGACCCAGGCCGGCCUCAGCCCCCGUCACACGCUGCUGCUCAUGCUCAGCCUGCCCCUGGCCAUGCUGCUCAGCUAUUACUUGCUGCUGGUGCCCCCCCCAGCGGUGCCGCAGUGGCGCUGGGGUGACUCCGCUGUCCUGCAUGACGCCCUGCCCACCGCCCACCAGCCCCUCAUGGCGAGGGCCCCGGCAAAGCAGGGUGGCGGAGGCGCGGAACUGACGCUGCAGGCUAAGGGGCGGAUUGUGAAGGGUCUCCUGAAAUACCUGCUGCCCCUGGCGCUCGUCUACUUUGCGGAGUAUUUCAUCAACCAGGGCCUGGUGAGUGUGGGGGGGGUCCCUGCGCCACUCCCCAUCGUGCCGAGCC
Chelonoidis abingdonii (Abingdon island giant tortoise) is the source of this 962-nucleotide messenger RNA. NCBI's taxonomy places the organism in Eukaryota, Metazoa, Chordata, Testudines, Testudinidae. The record is from RefSeq and is a predicted model, not a curated record.